Molecule: messenger RNA, 396 nt
Organism: Orbicella faveolata
Lineage: Eukaryota; Metazoa; Cnidaria; Anthozoa; Scleractinia; Merulinidae
Source: RefSeq, a predicted model, not a curated record
AUGAAGAUUCCAGGCGAGGAGACAACGAAUUUUAUCACCAUUAGCCAGGCCGCUGAUUCACUAUAUUCUCUGAUUGCUAACGGGCAAUUCCGGGCCAUAUCAAUGGGUCGUGACACGUGGAAAACUCUACUUGGUACACAAAGCUCCUUGCAGUACAAUUGUAACAGAGAAGGGUUUAAUGCAGUAAGUGACGAUCCGGACAUGGCUAAAGCUAGAAUCGGUUUCCUUGCAAACAAUGGAGAAGAUGAAUGCGCUACCUGUGAUUCAAGACUAGGGUUUGGAACAGGAGGGAUUCAUGACGACUCCAACACGUGUGGAAAUGAAGUAAUCGGAAACGCUCAACCAGAUAAUGGAGAGAAGCACAUCAAAGCCAUAGGAUAUAUUUUAAUUCAGUGA